This is a messenger RNA of Notolabrus celidotus (New Zealand spotty), 1752 nucleotides long. Its product is annotated as CD209 antigen-like. The coding region runs from base 90 to 1463 and encodes 457 amino acids. The transcript is spliced from 7 exons. The record is from RefSeq and is a predicted model, not a curated record. NCBI's taxonomy places the organism in Eukaryota, Metazoa, Chordata, Actinopteri, Labriformes, Labridae.
AUAAAUAAGUGGCAGCAACUUCAUGUGACUGCAGACGGACUCUGACUUCUUUGUGCAUCCUUGGAUCCCUGUUAUAGACCUUUAUCAGGAUGGAUCAGAUGGAGAUCGAUGACAGCAUAUACUUGAAGAAGAGUCUCACCAUGGAAGGCCUCAUUACCAGUGUAGAUCAUCAGAGAAGAAAAUCCCCCUCCAGAUGUGUUUCUGUGUGUCUUGGAUUACUGUGUGCUGUCCUGUUGGCUGGAAACAUAGGACAAUAUGUCUACUAUAAUAUAUUCAGCCAUCCGCUCUCCUCUGACCAGAUGCAGGCUGCUCUCAGCACUGGAGCAGAUCAGCUGCAGAGCAGCACUGAAGCUUUAACUGCAGAAAGGAAACAGUUAGAGGCCAGACUGAGUAACCUGACUACAGAACAAGAUCAGCUUCAGCAAAGCUACAACACCCUAAGACAAGAACAAGUAGAGCUACAGAAGAGUAAUGACGACCUGCAGAGAGAGAAGGCUGAGUUACAGUCUAAUUUCUCUUCAGUGACGAGUGACAGGGAUGAGCUGCAAAUCCGCUACACAAAUGUGACUCUAAGUAAAAAUCAACUUCAGAACAGACACAAUUCACUGAGGACUGACAAAGAAGCACUGACGAAUGGUUAUGAUGCCCUGAAGAGGGAACAAGAGCAGCUACAGACCAAUUACAGCAGUUUGGAAACAGAUAGGGAAGAGUUAGAGAAGACGAUUGACAAAGUAAGAGUUGACCUGACUAAAGAGAGAGACCAGCUACAGCAAAGCUACAACACCUUAAGACAAGAGAGGGCUCAGUUACAGACAAACAUGCAGAGGAAUUAUGACAACCUGCAAAGAGAGAAGAAUGAGUUACAGACAAAGUUUACCACGAUGAGGACUAACAGAGAUGAGUUACAGAGGAGUUACUCCUCAGUGAGGAGUGAAAAGGACCAGCUGCAAACAAGUAAAGAAGCUCUGCAAACACGUUAUAACACUGUGCAGAGAGAAAAAGAGCAGCUGAGGACUGAUUACAGUUCUUUGUCAUCAGCUAAAGAUCAGUUAGAGAAAAAGGUCAACAAAAUAAAAGCCCGACCCUGUGAGCCAGGCUGGAGGAAGUUUGACAUCAGCUGUUACUAUGUUUCGACUGCAAAAGGAAACUGGACUUUAAGCAGAAGUGGAUGCAUCACCAAAGGCGCUGAUCUGGCCAUCAUAGACAGCAGGGAGAAACAGAUAUUUAUCAAUGGGCUGCUGGGAGAAGGAGUGAAUGCCUGGUUUGGUAUGACUGACAGUGUCAAAGAGGGAACCUGGAUGUGGUUGGAUGGGACCCCGGUCACAACUACGUACUGGCAGCAAGGGCAGCCCAACAGCUUUGAAGGGAAACAGGACUGUGGGGAAAUUGUGCAGACGGAAGACAUUGGAGGAUGGAACGAUGACGGCUGUUUUGCUGAAAAUGUCAGCAUCUGUGAAAAAUAAGAUCAUGGUUGAGUGAAUGUUUGUCUCUUAUGUCUAAAGCUCAUGAUGUCCUGAUGAAGACCCUUAAAGGGGUCUUUUUAUAUUUCCAUCCUUCCAAGGGUAUCUCAUCAUGUGACUUUUAGUGAUAUGAAUAGCAAAGGUUUUUACAAAUGACAUAAUGAUUAAAAUGUACAACAUGAAUGGACAACCUUUCCUCGACAACCUUUCAUAAAUCAUACUUUUAGAUCAAAGUGAUCACGUUGUUAGUUUGUCACAGUCAAAUCAAUAGCAUGUUCUAUAUUAUGGUUAA